Messenger RNA from Blepharisma stoltei, 3267 nucleotides. Lineage: Eukaryota; Ciliophora; Heterotrichea; Heterotrichida; Blepharismidae. The record is from the annotation of a GenBank genome assembly.
AUGAGUGUAAAAGUUGCUGUCCGAGUUCGGCCGUUCAAUACAAGAGAAAAAGACCUAGGUGCUCAGCUAUAGAGUCUUUUUUUUUACUGAAAAAAUGACUGUAAAAUAUUUUAAAAAAAAAAUUGGUUUUUUUAAGAAAACCCUCAGUUAUGCAUCAAAAUGGAAGGCCAAACUACAAUCAUCAUUGACCCCAAAACUGGCAAUCCUAGAGAUUUUUCAUUCGAUUAUUCUUUUUGGUCCCAUGACGGCUUCACCGAACGUGAAGACGGCUACCUGUUAAGAGCUGACGAUAGAUACGCUGACCAGAACAUCGUAUAUCAAGAGCUCGGAGAACAAGUUUUAAACAAUGCAUGGGAGGGUUACAAUUGUUGCCUUUUUGCAUAUGGGCAAACUGGAUCUGGAAAAUCUUACUCAAUGGUAGGAUAUGGGGCUAACAAAGGGAUCAUUCCAGUGAGCUCAGAAGAAAUUUUUGUAAGAAUUGAUAGAAAUCAUGACCCAAAUUUGAUGUAUGAAGUUAUGGUCAGCAUGCUUGAAAUUUAUAAUGAAAAGGUGCAGGAUUUGCUUAUACCAGUAGCUCAGAGGCCACAAGGAGGGUUAUGCUAGGGAAAUUGAAUAGAUAUAAAUAAUGAUUUUUAAUGAAAUAUGGAGAAUUGAGGAAAAAGUGCAUAAAAAUCAGAGAAAGCAAAGCAACUGGCGUUUUCGUAGAAAAUUUGUCAAAACACCCUGUUACUUCGUAUGCGGAAAUUGAAAAGCUGAUGGAGAAAGGGAAUACAAAUAGGUCGAUUGGGUCUACGCAGAUGAACGCCACAAGCAGUAGAGCUCAUACGAUUUUUACGAUAGAGUUUAAGCAGAUUAUAGUUAAAGGGGACACAAAAACGACAAAAGCUUCUGUGAUUAAUUUAGUCGAUCUUGCAGGCAGUGAAAAAGCUGGACAAACAGGAGCUACAGGAGAAAGACUUAAAGAAGGAUGCGCUAUCAAUAAAUCUUUGGUCGUCUUAGGCUCAGUUAUAGAAGCUCUUGCUGAGAAAUCUCAAGGAAAAGACAAAAAAGGCAUCGUUAUCCCUUACAGAGACUCAGCUUUGACUAGAAUUCUUCAAAACGCCUUAGGAGGAAACAGCAAAACUGUCAUGGUCUGUGCUCUUUCCCCUGCAACUGUAAAUUAUGAAGAAACUUUGUCAACCCUCAGAUAUGCAGACAGAGCUAAAAAAAUCAAAAACCAUGCUGUCGUCAAUGAGUCUCCAGAAGAAAAAAUUAUUAGGGAGCUUACACAAGAAAAUGAUGAACUUAAGCGGCUUAUAGACCAAGCUGGAGGAAUUGAAAAACUAAGGGAACUCAGAGAACAAUUGGAAGCCAAUGAAAGAUUUUCUUCAGCACAAAGGAUCAGCUGGCAGCAACAAAGAGAAGCAGUCCAAGACGAUUUUGAGCCUGAAAUUGAUAGAUCUGGGCCUCAUAUUACGAAUAUUAAUGAAGACCAUUUAUUGUCUGGAAAAGUUGUAUAUAAUUUUGAUAAUGUACCAAUCGUCGUGGGGAGAAAAACUGGAAACCCAAAGCCUGAUAUUUUAAUAUCAAAUUCUAGUGUAAGGCCAAGACAUUGCACUUUUGACAAAGACGAAGACGGGAAUAUUACUUUGCAGCCAAUUGACCCUAGUUGCAGUGAAUAUUUAUUUGUAAACGGCAAUAAAGUGUUUGAAAAAAUAAUACUCAAACAUUUAGACAGGAUAAUUAUAGGCACCAAUCAGAUUUAUUUAUUUAAAAUCCCUGGGGAAGAAGCUGAUAUAAAAGAAAAUGAUAUUGAUUAUGAAUUCGCGAUUGAAGAAAAAAGCAAUGCCCAGCAGAUUGAUAUUGAAAAAGAAAUGCCCCAGAUGCCUCAGCAACUUCCUACACCUAUACAAACUAAGACUGCACCAGUACCUGUAGCGCAGGAAGAACCUAAAAAUGAUGUCAUUGGAAAUGAGCCAGGAAAUAAUUAUAUCCCUGAAAGCCAAGUAAAUCAUGAAAACCACCCAGAAAAUCAAGAAAACCAUGAAAGCCAUGAAAAUCACGAGAGCCAUGAAAAUCAUCAUCCUGAGCACGCUCCAGAAGUAGCUCAUGAGCCUGAGCCAGUAAAUAAGAAACGUCAGCUUCACUCAAGGCUAGCCAAGCUUUUCCCUCUGGUAAAUGAAGCCAAUUUAAUCGCAACUGACCUCAACCGUCAUGUAAAAUUCAAUGUAAAAAUUAUCAAUAUUCUCCCUGAUGAAGUUGAAAAAGAAGAAGACCUAGAGCCAGACUACUGGGAAAAAGAGCUUAAGGUUGAAGUCCAAAACCAAGAUUAUGGAUUAAUUUGGCUGUGGGAUGUAGAAAAGUUUGAAGACAGGCUGUGCAUGUUGAGAGAAAUGCUGGAUGAGCAGACCGACCCUUCACCUGAAGAAGAUCCACUCUGGGAUCCACCAGAAGAAAAUUUAUUAGGAAAAGGAUAUUAUACUUAAUUUAUAUAAUUUUUAUUAAAAUUUGAUUUAUAUAUCAAUUUAUAAAUAUUCAAGUAAAUACAGAUUAUUCAUUAAAACCGCUUGGCUUGCUUUUUGAUAAUCCUUUCAACAUAUUAAUCAUCAGCACAAGUGGAGGAGAUGCAGGAUUAUUGAAAAUGAACAUCGUCCCUACAGACGAAGAUGGCCAAAUGCUAGAUGAAGGCCCAGAAUCGCCUGAAGAAUUAGUAGGAUCACUUAUAAAUUUCCGUGUAGAAAUUCAAGAAGCCUGAAAUAUUCCUUUAUCCCAUGCAAACAAUGUAUACUGUGAAUAUCAUUUUCCAGGCCUUGGAAUUCGUAGGACAAAUGUGUUCCCAGGAUACUCAGAGCAUCCAACAUUUAGCUAUAAAGAGCAAUUUACUAGUGUUUUGGUAGAUGAUUACUUGUGUAACUAUCACAUUUUCAAUAAAUAUAUCAUAAAGUUUGUUUUAAAUUUAAAAAAAAAAACAAAAUUUUAUUUAAUAGAGGAUAUAUGCAAACUAAAAAAUUAGCAAUUUCUGUAUUCGGGACUGGUAUGGCAAUGAAAGUAGAGACCCAAAAACCAGCCAAAAAGAAGCCAACCUAUGAGAGUGCCCCAGCGCAAACCCCAUGUGUAGAAAAUGUUAUGGAAAACAGAACCAGAGCCACCACUGUAGGAGUUGCCAAUAAUGUAUCACAAGGAAUGGCUAGUCCCAAGAUGGCGACAAAAAAUAUAAAAGCAGCAAAAGAAAAGGCAGUAAAGGGGGAUAAAGGUGGAAAAGAUAAGGAAAAAUGCGCGAUAUUCUAG